Strongylus vulgaris is the source of this 3144-nucleotide messenger RNA. NCBI's taxonomy places the organism in Eukaryota, Metazoa, Nematoda, Chromadorea, Rhabditida, Strongylidae. The record is from the annotation of a GenBank genome assembly.
AACAAUGGAAUUUGCUGCUCUUCCGCUCAAGUUCUGGCCAUGCACAAGCAACUGCGACAAGCUGGCAGCCUGUUGGACAGAUGUCCAUCAUGCUAUGAUAACUUCCAGAAAUUAUGGUGUGAAUUCACGUGUUCUCCUCGACAACACAUGUUCAUGGAGAUUCUGCAAGAACUCGAGGUGCCAGAAACGAACAUCUCUUACAUCAAUAGAGUACGCUACAAUGUCAGCAAAGAAUUCUCAGAUGCUUUAUAUAACUCUUGCAAAGAUGUAUCCAUGACGGGAAGCUCCACCAAAGCAAUCCGAUUAAUGUGUGGUAGUUUGAAGAAGAAUGAGGAAUGUACGAUCGAUAAUUGGCUUAAAUUUAUGGGUACUCAGAAUCACCGCAUUGGCAUUCCUCUUGGCAUCGAAUUUAACCUUGUUGAUGCAAAGCAUGGACAGAAUGAAGGUUCGGAUUAUUUCAUGACCGUUCCAACAACCCCGUGCCAUAUGUCUCCACGUUAUGGUCGUGACAAAUGUUCAAGGCAAGAUUGUCCUGCCAUACAAGUAGAGGAUUUGUUUCCCAGGGACGAGGGCACCAAGGAAGUAUGCCAAGUACUGGGAAUGGGAUGCAAAGUUUUUCUCCUCUUUGGAUCUCUGUUUAUUUUUGCUGGUGUAUUGAUAUUUAUGGGUUUCCUACACUUGUUUCAUAGUACUAGCACUACCGAUUCCGGGUUGGAUCGUAUAGAUUACAAGAGUGUCAGCACGAAUAUGGGUCGUAUACGAACUAUGGGUGCAUGGAUUCAGGAUCAACUCAAAUUCAACGGGGAAAUGUUUGGAAGAUUUGUUGUCCAACAUGCCUGGUUUGCGUUCCUUUUUGGCUCAUUCAUAGCGGUGAUCUCAAUAUCUGGCAACGUCUUCUUGAAAUUCACAAAUGAGCCUUUGGAGAUGUGGACAUCCGCUCAUAGCCUAGCUCGCCAGGAAAAACGAGUUUUUGAUCAGAGCUUUGGACCAUUCUACCGCGUAGAGCAGAUUAUAAUGUAUCCAAAGUUUGUCGAACAAAUCGUAGAUGGUCCACAUGGUAUAAGGAUGGGAUCGGUUUUCCAUAAGACAUUCAUGCAUGAGCAAAAUUCAUCCAUGCUCGACAUAUCCAUCACUGCGCACAUUACUGCUCAGCAGAACACCGAAAUAGAUGAUGAUCUCGACUAUUAUGCUGACGAAACAGAGACAGAGCAGGAAAAGGUGGAAACGAGAAACUACCUGGAUCACAUCUAUGACUGCAUUCAGAACCCCUACAACAUUGAAACAUCAACGAACAUGAGCUGUCUCGGCACUUUUGGCGGUCCGAUCUUUCCAGAGCUUGUCUUCGGUGGGGCGUCGGGAAACGAACAGCUGACGGAUUCAAACGCCCUUAUAAUCACAAUUCCUGUGAAUGGCAAACAGUCUAACCUGAAAAAGGCCAUGGCAUGGGAGCAAGCAUUUAUCAACCUGAUGAAGGAAUAUAAACAUGACGAUAUACAAGUUUCAUUUAUGGCGGAAAGAUCUAUCUCGGAUGAAAUAGAGAGAGAGAAUUCAUCAGACGUCUACACAGUUCUAAUCAGCUGUAUACUUAUGAUUGGCUAUGUUGCGUUUGCACUCGGACAAUAUAUCGUAACAGACAAUAACUUGCUUUCCCUACUUGUGCAUUCAAAAAUUAUCGCUGGAGUGGCAGGUGUUGGUAUCAUCAUGUGUAGUGCAGCUAGUUCAAUCGGCGUGUUUUCUCUUUAUGGAAUAGGAACUUCGAAAGCAGCUCUUGUUGUUCUUGUCUUUGUGGUCCUUGCUGUGGGUGUUAAUCGGAUUUUUAUCAUUGUCCAAGCAUACCAGAGGCUUGAAGAUACUGCUAAUUUAUCGGUAGAAGAUCGAAUUGCUAGGGAAGGGAAGCCUGAGCUUAUGUACCAUCGCAAACUUGACUCCGAACGCGUCGAAAGUGAAGGGUACAUCUACGAGGUGAUGGGCAAAUAUGCGGCGCCACAACUGAUGAGAAAGUGGAUGAGGAUGACAGUGCUUGUUAUAUUUAUUCUCUGGUUUUGCUGCUCGCUUUGCAUAUUCCCUUUCUUGAAUCCAGGUUUUGACCAGAAAGUAGCAGUUCCCGAGGAUUCAUAUGUUUACUUACAUUUCAAGAAUCUGGAUCGCUUGAUGAAUGUUGGUCCUCCGGACAAAUUCUGCACUAUCGGUGGUUGUGCCGAGAAUUCUGUGGGCGCAAUACUUAACGAAGCAGCAGCGCAUUCUAAUAGGACGUACAUCAAGGGAACCGUGUUAAACUGGGUAGACAAUAUGAUUCAAUGGUUGAAUAAGGAAAGCGAUUGUUGCAAAGUGUACAACUACGACAAAAACGUGUUCUGCCCAAGUAGUAGGAAGGACUCUUAUAAUUGUUCGAGCUGUGAUCCCAACCAGAGAAAUGGCCGUCCUACGGAAGAACCAUUCUAUAAGCACUUGAAGGACUUUAUGAAUGAUGUGCCUAACGCUAACUGCAUUGUUGGCGGAAGAGCUGCCUUCAAGGACGCCAUUUUUCUCAACCCACGCGGUCAUGUGCAGGCAUCACACUUCAUGACGUACCAUACGCCGCUUCGCACGUCACGAGAGUUUAUAUUGGCAAUGGAGGGCGCCAGAAAAGUUGCACGAAAAAUCGAGCAGUCAUUUGAUGGAAAAGUACAUGUAUUCCCGUACAGUACUCAAAUCACAUUAUCGUUGGCGGUGGUUUAUGCUGUUACAUGUGUUAUGCUUGGUCUCGAUCCUGUUAGUGCUUUUAUUACCGUUGUAAUUAUUGUGUGCAUCCUGGUUGACAUGCUUGGUCUCAUGGUGUUAUGGAGUAUUGAUCUAAAUGCGAUUUCAGUUGCUAACCUAGUGAUGUCGCUCGGGAUCUCUGUGGAAUUCAUCGUUCACACUAUACGGAUUUUUACGCACUCAGUACGGCGUACCAGGAUAGAAAGAGCUGAAGAAGCACUUGCACAGAUGGGUUCUACGGUCUUCUCGGGAAUCACACUCACCAUGUUAGGAGGGACAUUAGUAUUGGCGUUUGCACACUCGCAGAUUUUCAAAGGUCACCCAUCAACCGACGAUUACUGCAAGAUAAAUUACGUGAAGAAGGAACUCUUCCAGAGCAACGAAGUGAACGACGCGCAAAACUAA